CGGGCUUCAUAUAUCCUGAGAAACACCACAGGCGAGUCUUCCCCAUCCAUAGAGGGAGCUUCCCAUUCCCAGGGCCGCUCUGUGCUUCCCUCUCCUUGUUUGGGAUAUACGGGAACUGCAGCGCUUGACAUUUCACCCCCCUGUGUGAGCGCAGCACUUGGUCGCACCGGUUUCGACGACUUUUGUUUAUGUUUCCCUACUGAGAGCCGAAUCUCCUUCGGGUCCGGCUCCGAGACACAAGUGAUAAUGGAUUCCAGGCCCGGCUACCAGCGAGGGAACAGUAACCAUCUCGGCUACGGGGGCUCGGCCUCCAACUCCCCGGCUCUGACUGGUGCUCAAGCGGCCCGAAGGCGGAAACAGCCCCUCCGACCGGCGGACUUCAAGUUACAGGUCAUUAUCAUCGGCUCCCGAGGCGUCGGCAAGACCAGUCUCAUGGAGAGAUUCACGGACGACACGUUCUGCGAGGCGUGUAAAUCCACAGUGGGUGUUGAUUUCAAAAUCAAAACUGUAGAACUAAGAGGCAAGAAAAUUAGGUUACAGAUUUGGGACACAGCUGGCCAAGAACGAUUUAACAGCAUAACAUCCGCCUAUUACAGGAGUGCCAAGGGUAUCAUAUUAGUUUAUGAUAUCACAAAGAAAGAGACAUUUGAAGAUCUACCAAAGUGGAUGAAAAUGAUUGAUAAGUAUGCAUCUGAAGAAGCUGAACUGCUUUUGGUUGGAAAUAAACUGGACUGUGAAACUAACAGAGAAAUUACAAGGCAACAGGGAGAAAAGUUUACACAGCAGAUAACUGGGAUGCGAUUCUGUGAGGCAAGUGCCAAGGACAAUUUCAAUGUAGAUGAAAUCUUUUUGAAAUUGGUUGAUGACAUAUUAAAAAAGAUGCCUCUGGAUCUUGUGCGGAGUGAACUAUCCAACAGCAUCCUGUCCCUUCAACCGGAGCCUGAAGUUCCACCAGAACUGCCUCCACCCAGACCUCCUGUCCGCUGCUGUUGAUUUGAUUUCAUGUUUUCUGUACUUCACACAGCAGAACAGUGACUGCGAGUCCCUGUGUCUUGCAAUACAAUCCUAAUGAAAGCCCCAUUUUGCACUUCUCUAACAGCAAGCAAGCAAAUUUACCCAGUCAUUAAUGGCAUUGGUUUCGGCUCGUUCUUGGAUCACUUGAAGAGUACGUCAGUUUGCACAAUACAGUGCAUGUGUUUUGAAGUGAUAAGAUUUGCCCAUUAUCUGCAGCGCUGUACUGGAGUGGUUCCUGUAAUGCACUUUAGAACAGGCUCCACUAGCCGUGUAGUUGUUUCUGCUACGGCCUGACAUGCUGCCAGGUGUCAAAUCUCUUUAUUGUAUUUAGACUUGUAUGUGGUGCUUUGCUAACUAUAUUAUCAUUUUGUUCAGAUAUCAAAUGCCCCUAAGGGCAAUGCUUCCAUAAACAGUAUUAUAUUCAGUUUAUUAUAUAAUGCAAAAUACUUUUUUUUUUUAAAAAAAAAAAAAAAAAAGUGUAUACAAUUACUGGAGCUGCCAUGAAUAUUAAUGUUCCAGUGGUUUAUUUUAUUCUUAAGUAUUAUUUAUUAACGUUGAAUUUGUUUUAAGAGUAUUUGUUAUUUUCACUCCCAGAGAUUUGUUUCUUCACUCAGUUACCUGUUACAUUUACCUAGGGUGUAAGCGUAUAUUGCAAUCGCUCAACUUCUCCGGCUCCGUAUGCGCACAUUAAGAUGUGUCAAUCAAAGUAGGCUUAUGUCCAUACAGUAGUGCAGUGAUCCCCAACCAGUAGCUCGUGAGUAACAUGUUGCUCUUCAACCCUUGGAUGUUGCUCCCAGUGGCCUCAAAGCAGGUGCUUAUAUAUGAAUUCCA
This is a messenger RNA of Xenopus laevis (African clawed frog), 1845 nucleotides long. RefSeq names its product ras-related protein Rab-12 (gene rab12.L). The transcript is spliced from 6 exons. Bases 247 to 993 code for a protein of 248 amino acids. The record is from RefSeq and is a predicted model, not a curated record. Gene Ontology annotation, cellular component: autophagosome; cytoplasm; lysosomal membrane. Lineage: Eukaryota; Metazoa; Chordata; Amphibia; Anura; Pipidae. Gene Ontology annotation, molecular function: GTP binding; GTPase activity; G protein activity. Gene Ontology annotation, biological process: Rab protein signal transduction.